AUGGACACGGAUGAUGACGACUACUUCCUGGAACCAGAGUAUGGGUACGAAGAUCUCACAUUCCUGGAGGCCUGCAUGGACGGGGACCUGGACGCCAUCGCUGCCAUAGUGGAGGACAAUCCAACAGAGGAAGAGAUCAAUGAAAGAGACCGAUGUGGACGGACGGGACUGUCUCACCUGUGCUCCACUGGACUGGCGCCAGCCCUGGAAUUGUUGACUGACCUGCCCGAACUGGAUGUCAACCUGCCUGACAAGGAGGGCAACACGCCAUUGAUCCUGGCAGCUCAAGCAGGACACACUGACGCUGUCAGAAUUAUGCUGCAAUAUUUCAAAGGGAUACGAAUCGACCAGCCAAACAGACUGGGGAUGACCGCUCUCAUGAAGGCGGCGAUACAGGGUCGCUCAGACUGCUCCAGGUUGCUUCUCUACGCAGGGGCAGAUCCAAAGCUUCGAGACCAGGGGCGAAAACUGUGUGCUGAGGAAUGGGCAGCUUUCUGUGGUCGACGAGACUGCGCAGACGCCAUUGCUAAAUUUUCCAACACGAAAAGCUUUUAUCUGAAGGCAAUGGAAGCAGAGAGAUCUCAUCAAAGACUGGAGAGAUCCAACUCGCUUCCUGAUCUCGCCAAUGAUAUCAUCAUCGACGCGAAACCACAACAUAAAAGAGCGUCUCUAAGGAAGAAGAUCAAAAAUAAACUGACCGGAACUACACCUGAAGGUCCUAGCAGAUCGAGUCUGUCACCUGGAUCUCGAAGUCCGUUUGCUGUUAUUGCCCGUUGUGUGUCCACUCCAGUUCUUCCAGGAGCAAUAAAUUCUAACACUGGCAACAAUUCGUCAAGGAACGUCAAUGUGGAUAGUAUUCCUCGAGUGGAAGUCACAAUGCCUCCAAAGGAUGAAGAGAACAGUGGAGCCGAUUUCUGUCUCCCCCCUGGUCGGACUGGAAGAUCCAGACGCCGUCUACACAGCUCAAGGUCCAACCACGAUGCAGACUUUCAACACAGUGAGGCUUUACAUUCUCCUGCAAGCAAUAAUAAAUCCACACCCGUGACUGAAGAAUAUGUGACUGUCACGUGA
Messenger RNA from Candidula unifasciata, 1071 nucleotides. The record is from the annotation of a GenBank genome assembly. NCBI's taxonomy places the organism in Eukaryota, Metazoa, Mollusca, Gastropoda, Stylommatophora, Geomitridae.